CUCCCGCGCAUUCUCCGCGCAUUCUCCGCGCAUGCGCAGCUACGCGAACACGGUCACGCGCAGAGACGCACGAGCGCGCGCAGCAGUAGCGGAGCAGCGCAAUCGUUCAGCAGGAUUCUCGAGAAUCAUGAGCGUGGGAAAACUGGUGGUGUGUGUGUUGGCGCUGGCCGUGUGUGAGGCGUAUGUGUUUCAGGCCGGUCAGUCGUCAGAAGAUGUGGAAGAAACUCCUCCACAGAGCAGAGAUUUCUCUGGCUCCUGUAAGGGCCGUUGUUUCGAGCUGAAGGAGGCGGAGCCGCCCGGCUGCAGGUGUGAUAAUCUGUGUAAGACGUACCUGAGCUGCUGCUCCGACUUCGACAAAGAGUGCCUCAAGACAGAGGGAGGGUUCGAGUGUUCGCGAGAGCGCUGUGGUGAGGUCAGGAACGAGGAUCACGCCUGUCACUGUUCAGACGACUGUCUGCUGAGAGGAGACUGCUGUACCAACUACAGACCACUGUGCAAGGCAGGAGACAGCUCCUGGCUGGAGGGCGACUGUGAGGAGAUUCAGAGCCCAGAAUGCCCUGCAGGGUUUGUCCGUCCUCCCCUCAUCAUCCUGUCUCUGGACGGCUUCCGCGCCUCUUACAUAAGAAAAGGGAAGAGCGUCCUACCCAACAUCCUCAAACUGAGAUCAUGUGGAACUCACGCCCCUCAUAUGAGACCCAUGUACCCGUCCAAAACCUUCCCGAACCUCUACACGCUGGCCACGGGUCUGUACCCCGAGUCUCACGGGAUCGUGUGUAACUCCAUGUACGACCCCGUGUUCAAAGCUCAGUUCAGACUGAAAGGACGAGAGAAGCUCAAUCCCCGCUGGUGGGGGGGGCAGCCCAUUUGGAUCACAGCAGAGAAGCAGGGCGUGAAAGCUGGGACAUUCUUCUGGCCCUGGGUGAUUCCUCUGGAGCGGAGGAUCCUCACUAUCCUGCACUGGCUGCAUCUGCCUGAUAACGAGAGACCGUAUGUCUACGCAAUCCACUCGGAGCAGCCGGAUGCAUACGGACACAUCCUGGGUCCACUGAACAACGAGCUGGAUAACACUCUCAGGAAGAUCGAUAACAUCAUCGGUCAGCUGAUGAACGGCCUGAAACAGAUGAACCUCCACCGCUGUGUGAACAUCAUCCUGGUGGGCGAUCACGGAAUGGAGGAGUCUCACUGUGAACGGACAGAGUAUUUGGGCUCUUACGGACUGGAUGUUGAUGCUAUCAGACUGAUCCCAGGAUCCUCCGGAAGAAUCGGACCCAAAAACGCCAGCACACCAUAUAAUCCGAAGGAGAUCGUAGCUAAUUUGACAUGUAAGAUGCCCAACCAGCACUUCAAGCCGUACCUGAAGCAGCACCUGCCCAAACGCCUGCAUUACGCCAACAACAGACGCAUCGAGGACGUGCACCUGCUCAUGGACAGGAAGUGGCAUGUGGCAAUAUCUCCAGCUACCUGCGGCUUCUUUGGAGAUCAUGGCUAUGACAACAAGAUCAACAGCAUGCAGACAAUCUUUCUGGGAUUUGGACCGAGCUUCAAUUUUAAGACAGUAGUGCCUGUUUUUGAGAACAUCGAGCUGUAUAACAUCAUGUGUGAUCUGCUGGGUUUGACUCCAGCUCCUAAUAACGGGACUCACGGAAGUCUGAAUAGUGUGUUGAGGAAGCCCUCCUACACCCCCACACGGCCAGAGGAAGUGACAUCACCCACACCUUUAGCCCCGCCCACUGAGGGGACCCAUAACCUGGGCUGUAACUGUGAUGAUGAGAACAACAUUGAAGAACAUUCCCAGGGGUUUCCUUCUGCUGCGGACAGUGGAGCGUUGAACAACGUCACACACCUGCCGUUCGGCCGUCCAGCUGUUCUCUUCCAGACGUCGUACACACAGCUGUGUCACUCGGAUUACUGCAGCGGCUUCAGUCUCGUCCUCAACAUGCCCCUGUGGAGCACCUUCACACUCACAGCACAGGUGGAGGCUCCGGCGUCCUCCUCCAGCGAGUGUGUGAGAGCAGACCCUCGUCUCGAUCAAACACACACAUGUAACAUGUACAGCCAGCAGGCCGGCGUCACACACGCGUUCCUCUACCCACCGGAUUUCUCUGCUUCGGCUGAAUCCAGAUAUGAAGCUUCACUCAUCACAAACACGGUUCCCAUGUAUCCCGCCUUCAAGAGGGUGUGGAGUUUCCUGCAGAGAGUCGUCCUCAGGAGAUACAGUCUGGAGAAUAAUGUCAUUAAUGUGAUGAUGGGACCCAUAUUUGACCAUGACCACGACGGACUGAGAGACACAGAGGAGAAGAUCAAAGAGCACACACUGGGCUCCGUCUUCAUCCCCACACACUUCUACAGCAUCAUCAGCAGCUGUGAGAAACUCAACGAGACGCUGGACGAGUGUGACGGAGAUCUGACAGUCACCUGCUUCAUCCUGCCACACAGAGACGACAACAGAGAGAGCUGCAACAGUUUGGAGGACGAGUCUCUCUGGGUGGAGGAUCUGCUGAAGUUACACUCGGCUCGAGUGAGAGACGUGGAGCUGCUCACGGGUCUGGACUUCUACCGCUCCGCCGCGCUGCCGUACACGCGUGUGCUGGCGCUCAAAACACACAUGCAGACCUUCGAGGACCACGUGUAACCGGAUGUCCAACGCACCGCAGCCUGUAGUUUUAUUCAGUCUCAUAUUUAUUAUUCACCUUCAAGCUAAUAGAGAAACCGUGUCUCAGCUCGAACACACUGCAGCUCAGAGCGCAAUCACAAGAGUCCCACUGACAAACCCUUCAAAUAAAGUCAAAUGCAGUCA
Molecule: messenger RNA, 2797 nt
Organism: Carassius gibelio (silver crucian carp)
Lineage: Eukaryota; Metazoa; Chordata; Actinopteri; Cypriniformes; Cyprinidae
Gene: enpp2l
Product: ectonucleotide pyrophosphatase/phosphodiesterase family member 2
Exons: 25
Coding region: 32-2632 (866 amino acids)
Biological process (GO): immune response; phosphatidylcholine catabolic process
Molecular function (GO): zinc ion binding; phosphatidylcholine lysophospholipase A1 activity; alkylglycerophosphoethanolamine phosphodiesterase activity
Source: RefSeq, a predicted model, not a curated record